AGCAAUCAUAUCAUUAUUUACUGCAGCAUGCCAUGUGCAAAAAAUGGUGAUGCAUUAUUUUAAACAAAAUGAUUCCCGCCUUAACCAAAAAAUUCAAUACCAUUAGCCGCUGCAUUUUUAAGACCAUUCCAUGUUGACAUUCACAUGAACCAAACAAAACCCACAUUUCCUCUGUAAUUUUUCACUUCCAAACACUCAAAAUUUUCCACAAAUCUCAUCCCAUCUCAGCUCUCAAGUGAAUUGAGGAUUCUUGAAGUUUUGGACCAAAGGGUGUGUUUAGAUUUUGUUGAAUUUUUGUCAAAUUUGGAGAAGUGGGUUUUUUUAUUUUUUAUUCUGCUAUAGAGCUUAAGAUUUGAGUUUCAUGAUGAGUGGAGAUAAUUUCACAGAUGGGUUUGGCAAAACCCGUCCGGCUUUAGCCGAUGUGACCAAUCAUAAAAGGGGGUUUUUGUUUGAUUCAGGUGAUUUGGGGCUUAAAUCUGGUGAUGGGUAUGGUGGAAAUGUGUAUGGUGAAGAUGGGAAUUUGCGGAUUGCGAAAAAAGUGUGUUUAGGAGUUGAAAAUUCAGUCAAAAACAAAUGUGAAAGUAAGUUUGGAGUUGUAGAUGUUAGUGAAAAGGAUUUGUCCCCUACUUGUAGUGAGGUUGGUACUUCACUGGAGAAUGUUGCCUCUGCUGUUGUAAACUUACCUGAUAAAAGUAAGGAGACAUUGAAUAUUUUUGAUGGUAUUGUCCAUCUUGUUAAAGAUGACAGAAUACGUGAAAGUAGUGUGGAGGUUGGUGAUGCAUCAAGAGAUAGUUGUGUGUCUAGUGUUUCGAUGCCUGUGUUUUCUGAACCGUGCAAGAAAGAUUGUCGUGUGGUUGGAGGGAAGUGUCGAGAUGAGGAAGUGAGACUCACUUCUGGUGUUACACAAGUAAGCGAAGGAUUAGUAACGCGUGUUUUCAAAGAUAAUGAGAAGGAUCUUGGUCUUGGUAAUUUGACCUCAAGCAAUUAUGGGUCUAUUGAGUCGUCUAGAUUGCCUAAGUCACAUGGUUCUAAGAUCCAUAAAUUGGAAAGAUGUACUGGACUUAAGGGUGAUGGUUGUGCUAAUCUAAAUGCUGGUGACAAUAUUCUCAAAGGUUGCUCUUGUUCAUUUUGCUUGACAGCUAGUUAUAUUUGGUCGGACCUCCAUUACCAGGAUAUCAAGGGUAGAAUAUCUGUGUUGAAGAAGAGUCAGAAAGAAGCAAGCAUCUUGGUUCAAAGGCUGAAGGAGACUGGCACUCAUGGCCAAGGAAACAGUAAAUCAUUGAAUUUAGAAUCUGAUCUCACGAGUCAGUGGAAGUCACUCUUUAUUCGAAUGGAGGAUAUUUUUGUUCAUGAAAGCAACCAGCUUCACGCCAGUUUUAAUACGCUAAAGGAUUUGAGAGAGAACUGCAAGAUGGAUCUGGAGAUGAUCAAUGGAAUGGCUUCAGAAAAACUUUAGUUUUCUUUGGAGAUUGUAAGAAUGUCUCAUUACACUUGUUCAGUAGUUUGUGCAUGCUCUGCACAUGCUCGUGCGUGAUCCUGAGAAGUUGUAUAGAGAACUCCUUGAUGCCUUUACCAUUGUUUUAGAAUCUGGAACAAAUCCAAUUAACAUGUACUACUAGUGUUUCCUUUAAUGGUUGGACAAAAUUUUCCUGCAUGAGAGAUGAUUUUUUUUUCAUCGACCUCGAAUAAUGUAGCUUGGUACUUGGUAGUGUUAUCUACUUGUUUAUCUGGUUCAGUA
Quercus robur (English oak) is the source of this 1738-nucleotide messenger RNA. RefSeq lists its product as uncharacterized. Lineage: Eukaryota; Viridiplantae; Streptophyta; Magnoliopsida; Fagales; Fagaceae. The record is from RefSeq and is a predicted model, not a curated record. The coding region runs from base 362 to 1456 and encodes 364 amino acids. The transcript is spliced from 5 exons.